Patella vulgata (common limpet) is the source of this 2483-nucleotide messenger RNA. Its product is annotated as sodium- and chloride-dependent taurine transporter. Gene Ontology annotation, cellular component: membrane. Gene Ontology annotation, biological process: sodium ion transmembrane transport. Lineage: Eukaryota; Metazoa; Mollusca; Gastropoda; Patellidae. The transcript has 10 exons. The coding region runs from base 131 to 1303 and encodes 390 amino acids. The record is from RefSeq and is a predicted model, not a curated record.
AGUCCUUCAACUCUCCAGCGGUGUGGGGUCUCCUGGCAACGUCAAGUGGGACCUGGCCCUCUGUCUGUUACUCGCAUGGAUCGUGGUGUAUUUCUGCAUCUGGAAGGGCAUUAAGAGCUCCGGAAAGGUUAUGUAUUUCACGGCUACAAGUCCUUACAUAUUGAUGUUUGUGUUGUUGAUACGAGGCGUGACGUUAGAUGGCGCCAUUGACGGCAUUAAAUAUUACCUUCUUCCUGAUUGGUCAAAAUUAGCCGAAACACAGGUAUGGGUUGAUGCAGGUACACAAAUAUUUUUCUCCUAUUCCAUCAGUCUUGGUACACUUACGGCAUUAGGUAGCUACAACAAAUUCCAUCAUAACUGUUACAGGGAUACUGUAGUAUUUGCAGCUGUGAAUAGUGGUACCAGUUUUCUAGCAGGAUUUGUGACCUUUUCUGUGCUAGGUUUUAUGGCUAAACAACAAAAUGUCGACAUUUCAGUGGUUGCAGAAUCAGGUCCUGGUUUAGCUUUUAUAGCUUAUCCUGAAGCUGUAGCUCAAAUGCCUGUUGCUCCACUGUGGUCUGUUUUGUUCUUCUGUAUGAUUAUAUUAUUGGGUCUCGACAGUCAGUUUGUAGGUGUUGAGGGCUUUGUUACAGCCAUUGUAGAUCUCAAACCUCAUUUGUUCCGACAAGGGCAUCGUCGCGAACUAUUGAUUCUUGGUGUUUGUACAUUGUCAUUUGGUAUUGGUUUAUCUAUGGUGACCGAAGGCGGGAUGUAUGUAUUUCAGCUAUUCGACUACUACUCUGCCAGCCGAAUUGUUCUCAUAGUGGCUUUCUUCGAGUGUAUAGUGGUAGCUUAUAUUUACGGGAUAAACCGGUUUUAUGAUAAUAUACAGAUGAUGUUGGGAUUCCGACCCGGUCCAUUCAUUAAAAUCGCAUGGUGUAUUCUGACUCCUAUAUUCACUUUGACGAUAUUUAUCAUGGGUACCAUCAGUUAUUCCGAGCUGACGUAUAAACGUAAAUUAGUGACGUAUACCUAUCCUACAUGGGCUAUUGGUAUUGGAUGGUGUAUGGCACUGGUCUCUAUCGUAUUUAUACCAAUUGUAAUGGUGUUUAAAUUAUUGAAAGCUAAAGGUUCAUUCAAGACGAGAAUCACCGAGUUACUAAAACCGAGACUACAACGACACCAACUACGUGAAAAUGAAGACAUAUCAAAAGUCCACAUAUUGGAUGAUAUUUACCAGUCGAAUUCAGCAACAGAAGCCAUGAAUUCUAUCGAAAAAAUUCCUAUGACCAAUGAAUACACACCCGAUGGAGAGGAAGCUUAAAAUCAAACGACUUUAAAGGAACAAAACUUUUUUUUUCAACAGCUUCAUCCAUAUUAUUAGCAGAGAGAAACCAAGCCAGGUUUUAAGUCUGUUAAUAUUUAUCGGAGAAUAGGUGGUUCAUUUUAUAGAAUAUUUCACUAAGUGAAAUUUCUUAUGUAUGAAAUAUUUUGAAUCUCCUAUAAGAGAAUGAAUGUGAUGGAAUUAAAUCAUUUUACGUUUAUUGAGCACUAAAUAUAGACUUAACGAUCCAAAUUGCGCGGUUGGUUCUUCAGAAAUACGAUCUGUUCCAUUGAGACUAUAUGCUUAUUCUAAUCAUCGUAUUCUCGAUGUUAUUAGAACCGGAAAAUCACCAGCACUUAAUAUAUAGUCCCAUUACACUGACACAAUUUAGGAUUUUAGUAUAAACAAAUUCCAUAUUUGGUAUGAAUGAGAUGUGUGAGUGUAAAGCUUGAUCACGUGAUAUUCAUAAUUUAUACAAGGACUUGUUGUAAUAUUUUAAAUUAAAUAUUAUUAGUGUACAAAGUAUAAUAUGGCUGACGUGAUAGAUAAUACAUGACCAAUUUUCAUGUUCUGUCUCAAAGCUUGAGGAAUAUACCGGGCGUCGGUAAAAUUUGGGUCUAAAUGACAAUAAUUUCUAUUGGACAGCCAAAGCUUAGAGAAAAAAACAAUUGAACUGUACAUAUAUCAUAAAAAAAAACAUUGUAUAUAAAACAUUUUUCAUAUCGACGAAUCAAAUUAUUUGGUUAUUUUUUACAAAAAAAGAAUUAAAUUUAUUCGAAGUUGGUAUUUUAGAACUGUACAUUUAGGUGUACGGUAUUCAAAUACGGUUAUUAAGGUCAAAUUUGGGGAUAUGAAAACAUUAUAUUUGCACGAGGGUUUUUCUAUUUUUGAAAACAGCUUCCCGAAACAAACGUACAUUACGUCAUGUUUUUAACCGUUAUUGCUUUUUAAUAUAAUACAAUCCAUUGGAUAGGUAUUAACUUUGGCUAAUCUUAUAUAUAUAUAUAUAUAUAUAUAUAUAUAUAUAUCCCCAGAAGAAUACUAGUCGAAAUUAAUGGGGCAACUAAAAUUGAUUUUAAAUAAGACGAACAAAAGAUUUUUUGUUAGAUAAACUUUUUACUUUUUAAAUUUUCAACAAAUGGAGUUAUACGUUAGAAAAUAAACUGUUUUUCAAAAAGAA